CUUCCGGUUUGGGCCACGUAUAUUUCUUUACAAAAAGUAGUGUAGGUUUUUGAGGAACAUGAUACGUAAAACUCAGUCAGAGUUUCUCUAUUGAAAGUUGUUUACGAGGACAACGUAAUCAGCACUGGUGAUGAGCAUGGCAAGAAUUUACAUCAACUGGCCCUGUCCGUCAAUGUUUGCUGCCAACCAACAAGGAACAUCCCGGAAAUCCUUCUUGAUCAGCGGUUUCAUCAUCGUCGCUUUCAUCCUUCUCUGUGUUGUCGUGGUUGUGAAAACAAGGUCAGCUGACCGACCUGACAACAAGGGAGAUAAGUCUGAAUUAGACGAUGUCAACAAAUCAGGUUCCAAGUUGCAUUAUGGGAUAGUUAUUGACUGCGGCAGCAGCGGCAGUCGCAUCUACGUCUACUACUGGCCCCCACACUCUGGGAAACCUGGCGAACUGCUCAACAUCCAACAGCUCAGAGAUGGUGAAGGAAACUUGGUCGUGAAAAAAGUCGCACCCGGUCUUUCUGAAUAUGAGGACACGCCACAUGAUGCCAGUGACCACAUCUCCAAGCUUCUUCGGUAUGCGUCCCAGUACAUUCCUAAAGAACACCACAAGGAGACGCCGCUAUACAUUCUGGCAACAGCUGGCAUGCGGAUGAUACCCGAAAAAGCCCAGAAGGCCAUCCUGACAGACUUGCUGACAGACAUCCCCAAGCUGUUCGACUUCCAGGUGGCUGAGAACCACUUUGAGGUGAUCAGUGGCAAGCUGGAGGGAGUGUAUGCUUGGAUCGCCGUCAACUAUGUCCUUGACAAAUUUUCCCAUGGGCCUGAAGACCAUGCCCUAGUCAGUGUGAAGCUCCCUGGUCAAGGCGGGAAAACCCACCUGCGCAGACGGACAGUCGGCAUGAUGGACAUGGGGGGAGGGUCAGUGCAGAUAGCUUUCGAAGUUCUCAACGAGCGGGAAGAGCUGCCCAAGCACCUGGUGGCGGAGGUGAACCUGGGCUGCCAGGACUCGGACACGGAACACACAUACCGCGUGUACGUGACCACCUUCCUGGGCUACGGAGCCAACUCAGCCAGGGAGAGAUACGAGGAGAAGCUGCUGAAACAGGCCGCCAAACAAGGAGACAGUCGACCUGGUCAGAACACGACCUACCCAGUUCUAGAUCCAUGCCUCCCACAGUCGAUGCCGCUGGAGAGUGAGGACGAGAAGAGUGUCAAGCACUACUUCAAGGGCACCGGCAGCUACGACGAGUGUCGAUCAGCCCUCACACCUCUCCUCAACCUCACCGUGCCCUGUCCACAGGAACCCUGCUCCAUGAACGGCGUCAGUCAGCCCUUGAUUGACCACACACGCUCCUCCUUCUACGGCUUCUCGGAGUUCUGGUACACCAUGGAGGAUGUUUAUCACAAAGGCGGAAAUUACAGCAGUGCUAUUUUCAAUAAAUAUUCUUCAGAGUUUUGUGGCUCAAGUUGGUCUCAGUUAUCUAAAUGGUAUGACCAGCAUUUAUACCCGAAAGCUGAUGAAGCUAGAUUCAAAUACCAGUGUUUCAAGGCAGCAUGGCUGUCCACAGUCUUCCACAACGGUUUCAAGUUCCCUGAGGAGUACAAGAAUCUGAAAUCUGCUCAACUCAUCAACAACAAGGAUGUCCAGUGGACAUUAGGAGCUCUCAUCUACAGGACUCGGUACAUCCCACUCAGGGACAUAGAAAAACAUCAAAUGGAGUACCAGUCGACGCACAAGCCGUCCUGGUUCCGCGUGUCGAGACUGUUCUACAACGAGUACCUCAUCCUGGUGUGCUUCUUCAUCGUCCUGGCCUCUAUAGUGCUGUACAUGCAGAGACUGAGGCUGUGCCCCAAGAGGACCAACAUCCGCCGCGUCCCGUCCAUGUCCUACUUCCUCACAGAGGAGGACCAGAUGGAGCAGGGAAAGAAGGGCUUCAUUUACUUGUGAUGUCCUCUCACAGUAGGCAGUCCAGGAGCGUGUACUUCCAUCUGUGGUGAAUGGGAUGUUACGAGUACCCAAUUUGUGAUAAGUACUCGAGGAUGUUUUAUAUAGUACUGUACUUGAUGCAUUUAUUGCCCAGGUUAUGUUAGGAAAUCAAGAUGUUUUACAUGAUUCUGUAUUUAAUGUAUACUACUCAAAAGAAGUUAAGGACCACCCGAUUUUAUUCAUAUUAAUAUCGUUUCUUUGCCAUGAACAGGUUAUGUUAGGAAAUCAAGGAUGUUUUACUUGAUUCUGUAUUCAAUGUAUGCUACUCAAAAAAAGUUAAGGACCACCCGAUUUUUCCAUAGUACCAUAGUUAACCUGCCAUGCAAUAACAUUUUGGUUCAGAGAUUAUGUUAAUAGGUUAAGGAAUCUGUAGCUGGCCACAAAUAAAUAUCAAGUGACUUAUUUUGAGUCACAUCACAGAUAUUAAUAUAAAAUUUAAGAAAUUAGAAUGUUUUUCAAUGGGCUUACAUUGCAUCUUUGCCAUAGUCUUAGAAAUAUUUUUUAUUCAACCCUGAACACCAACACCCACAUUUACUGACUUGGUUCAACAGUUUUGAUGUCACGAGUGCAUAAGCUCCUUUCAGUGAUUUUUUUAUUCCUACUGAGAGCAUAAUGAAUGUGUCAGGUGCUGCUGUGAUUCCCUACUGAUCAGGAUGGCCUCUGGGCAUCACCGAGCAGCAGAAUGUUUGGUGUCCCAGCCGAUAUUGAGAGUUGAAUCCAUUUUGAUGAAUCUGUUUUAACAAUAUGGUGUGCCUCUUUUUAGUUAUCGUAUUUACAGGUAUGACUUGUUCACACCUCUGAAAAUAGAAAACAAGGUGGGAUCUUGAUAA
Haliotis rufescens (red abalone) is the source of this 2808-nucleotide messenger RNA. RefSeq names its product ectonucleoside triphosphate diphosphohydrolase 4-like. Gene Ontology annotation, biological process: nucleoside diphosphate catabolic process. The coding region runs from base 131 to 1939 and encodes 602 amino acids. NCBI's taxonomy places the organism in Eukaryota, Metazoa, Mollusca, Gastropoda, Lepetellida, Haliotidae. Gene Ontology annotation, molecular function: nucleoside diphosphate phosphatase activity. The transcript is spliced from 10 exons. The record is from RefSeq and is a predicted model, not a curated record. Gene Ontology annotation, cellular component: membrane.